GCGCUGCGGGGGCCCCAGGGCGAGCCACGCUCCGGCCGGCCGCGGCACUCACUGGAUCUGCACUCACUUUCGGGACUUUUUCUCUCGCCGGCCGCGUCCCGGCCGCUCCGCGCGCACCAGGAGUUUCCUUGUGUGCCCGCUGCCCCGCUCCGGCCAAAGGCGACAUGGGCGUCCCCCAGGGCUCGGAGGUCGGCGGCCGGCACUGGGGGCCCGUGCUCCUCGCUCUCUUCCUGGCUGCGUCCCGAGGUCUGGUGGCCGCCUUCAAGGUUGCCACACCGUAUUCCUUGUACGUGUGUCCUGAGGGGCAGAACGUCACCCUCACCUGCAGGAUCUUGGGCCCUGUGGCCAAAGGGCACGAUGUGACCUUCUACAAGACAUGGUACCGCAGCUCACGGGGCGAGGUGCAGGCCUGCUCGGAGCGCCGGCCCAUCCGCAACCUCACGUUCCAGGACCUCCACCUGCACCAUGGCGGCCACCAGACUGCCAACACCAGCCAUGAACUGGCCCAGCGCCACGGGCUGGAGUCAGCUUUCGACCACCACGGCAACUUCUCCAUCACCAUGCGCAACCUGACCCCACAGGACGGCGGCCUCUACUGUUGCCUGGUGGUGGAGGUCAGACACCAUCACUCGGAGCACAGGGUCUACGGAGCCAUGGAUCUGCAGGUGCAGACAGGCAAAGACGCACCCUCCAAUUGCAUCGCGUACCCAUCCUCCUCCGAGGAGAGUGAAAACAUCACCGCUGCAGCCCUGGCCACAGGCGCCUGCAUCGUGGGCAUCCUCUGCCUCCCCCUCAUCCUGCUUCUGGUCUAUAAGCAGAGGCAGGCAGCCUCCAGCCGCCGUGCUCAGGAGCUGGUGCGGAUGGACAGCAGCACUCAAGGAAUCGAAAAUCCUGGCUUCGAGACCUCUCCACCCUGCCAGGGAAUACCAGAGGCCAAGUCCCGACCCCCACUGUCCUAUGUGGCCCAGCGGCAGCCUUCUGAGUCUGGGCGGCACCUGCUCUCUGAGCCCAGCACUCCCCUGUCUCCUCCAGGCCCAGGGGACGUCUUCUUCCCAUCCCUGGAUCCUGUUCCUGACUCCCCAAACUCCGAGGUCAUCUAGACCAGCUGGGGGCUGUGGGCAGCUGUGGCUGGGCCUAGGGCAGGUGCGCUUGAGCCUUGGAGUGGCCUCUGUGGUCCUGAUCCUGGUUUCCUCUCUCCUGCUCCGAGCCUUGACCCUCAACCCCUCUGGAUGCUGCAUGGGAGAAGUGAGACAAUGCUGGAUUGCUCGGCACCUGUCCCAAGAAUGCUGGGGUGCUGAGGUCCUUCCUAGAGACCUAUAUUCUCCAGCUAUGGAUGCCAAAUGACCUACUUCUUAUGAAGUAACAGAAUUUCCAGCUUCUUCUUCUUCUUCUUCUUUUUU
Tupaia belangeri chinensis (Chinese tree shrew) is the source of this 1400-nucleotide messenger RNA. It is a transcript of the gene VSIR, whose product is annotated as V-set immunoregulatory receptor. The transcript has 7 exons. Gene Ontology annotation, biological process: regulation of immune response; negative regulation of alpha-beta T cell activation. Lineage: Eukaryota; Metazoa; Chordata; Mammalia; Scandentia; Tupaiidae. The coding region runs from base 165 to 1100 and encodes 311 amino acids. The record is from RefSeq and is a predicted model, not a curated record. Gene Ontology annotation, cellular component: plasma membrane.